AUGUCACUUAUAGCAAAUGAUGGUUCAAACGAUUGCAAUAUUUAGACCUUAAAUUAAUUAAUUAUGGAGUUUUACUUAGCACCCUUUAAUUAAAAGCACUUGUGUAGUAUUCAAUUAAGAAUGAUUAAAAUGUUUGAAAAAAAAAUCGCCACAGAUUAAGAAUCUGAUAUAAUAGAAAUAUUUAAAACUUGUUUGAGAGAUUAUGCUUCUGUAAUCUGAAAAUGCAUUAUUUAAUAGGAAUUGCUUUAAGAGUUUUCUGAGGAGAAUUUCAAGUAAGUUGAACAUCUGUGGGAAAUUCAUUAUCGUCUUUAAGCUACAAGUCUCAAAACAGAAAAAUUGUAUGAGAUGUAUUACGGUUUAUUUAAAUUUAAAACGCCAUGUCCCUAUGGUACAUCCAUUAUUUAAUUCUUAAGAUUUUUUUGAAAUCCAUUUUGAUAUUGCUAAAAAAAAUAGACCUAAUUUACAAGAUUCAAGGAAGGUGCAUCAAUAAUAUACAAAAGAACGCAUGAAGUAAAAAGUCACAUUAGUAAAGAUUUUGUAAGAUUAAAGUUUAUCUUAAAAACCUCAACAGAAUAGUGAAUGUUAUUAAUUGAAAUCUCUUUCAAAAAAUAUACAAACUAUUCCAAAGUAAAAGGAUAAACCUCCCACACAGACUACUAUUAAUGUGAGGAAUGAGUUUAAAGAGUUUGAAGAUCGCUUAUCUAAAUUAGAAAACAGUUCAAAUAAACUAGAACCAACAGUUUCAGCUUCAUGGACUUAAAAGUAUAGGAAUUUAUUCUUGAAAAGGAAAAAGUGAU
This is a messenger RNA of Paramecium sonneborni, 797 nucleotides long. NCBI's taxonomy places the organism in Eukaryota, Ciliophora, Oligohymenophorea, Peniculida, Parameciidae. The record is from the annotation of a GenBank genome assembly.